Panicum virgatum (switchgrass) is the source of this 988-nucleotide messenger RNA. RefSeq lists its product as uncharacterized. The record is from RefSeq and is a predicted model, not a curated record. The transcript is spliced from 3 exons. Gene Ontology annotation, molecular function: mRNA binding. Gene Ontology annotation, cellular component: nucleus. Bases 527 to 988 code for a protein of 153 amino acids. Lineage: Eukaryota; Viridiplantae; Streptophyta; Magnoliopsida; Poales; Poaceae.
UAAGGGACCCACCCUAGCAACAAGAUUAAGAGACUCUUACAAAAAACACACAUGACCAGAAACACUAGACCAAAAACACCCCUAAGUGGCUGGAGCUGGAGCUGCCAGGGCGAGGACAUGGGAAACUCCUCGAGCCCCUGCAAAAGACCAUUGUUAAUAUUCUUCCUCGAUAACUCCAAUGAGACUGGAACCUGCAAAUGGAAGCUAUUAUCCGAAUAGUAUUAUAUGUUCUUGCUGUAGAUCACCUCUCCUUUUUUGGUUAGUUCAUAUAUAUUGGCAUCCUCUGCAUUUCCCUAAUUGUGCUAAAAUAAGUUGUAAACACAUUUGUAUGGUUUAUACAUUUAGGACCUGUGACAAUCUGAUUCUUCACUCAUAUGGACUUGUCACUUUGAACAUCAUUCAUGAUUGUGCUUUCAGUGGUCAGUCACAAAUUCCCGAAGAAGUCUAAGUAACCUGAUAUAAUCCUACCAUUAAGGUGAAAGCAGUUUUUGUGGAAGGUGUACCAAAUUCUUGGGAUCAAGCUAAGAUGAAAGAAAUCUUCAAGAAAUAUGGAAAGAUCAAACUUGUUGUUCUAUCACGUGAUAUGCGAUUGACUAAAAGGAAUGACAUUGCAUUCAUUCACUACACUAUCCAUGAGGCUGCCGUCUUUUGUCUUCAAUCAUUUGAUGGGGAACAAUUGACUGAGAAUGGCUCAAAGGUUAAUAUGAAAGUCGCUCUUGCGAAAUCUGUCCAAAAGAGCAGGAAGGAUAUAGAAGAUCAUAAAUGUUAUAUUAGUGAGAAACACACGACAAAUAUUCCUAAAAGUGAAAGAAAACUUGGGGCGUCUUCACUGCAUAUAUUGCCUUCCAGUUCCAGGGGGGGAGCAAAAAAGGAAAAAAUUACAACACUGGGGUUAUGGAAUCGAAUCUAUCCAUUGUACAAUUGUUGGUCUACCUACUUCUCUAACUCUCAAGAGUUGAAGAUGAGCCGGCUGUUUGAAAUUAUGUAG